Messenger RNA from Lactuca sativa (garden lettuce), 1219 nucleotides. RefSeq names its product ethylene responsive element binding factor 4 (gene ERF4). The record is from RefSeq and is a predicted model, not a curated record. Gene Ontology annotation, molecular function: DNA binding; DNA-binding transcription factor activity. Lineage: Eukaryota; Viridiplantae; Streptophyta; Magnoliopsida; Asterales; Asteraceae. Gene Ontology annotation, biological process: regulation of DNA-templated transcription.
UUUAAUUACAUUUAUAUUUAUUUUGAUAUUAAAUGUGUUGAAAUAAUUAGAGUUUCAUUUGAACUAUAUUUCCAAAAUUUGAUUGUUGAUAUAUUGGUUAAAGUUUAGGGAUGCAAAUGAUAAUUUUGAUAAUUGGAGUCCUUGAAAUUAAAUAAUAAUUUAAACAGAAAAAAAAAUAAAUUCAUGUUCACAUGUAAAGUUUGGGUGGGGUGUAAAAGCUGUUCCCUAGGCCGCGGAGUAGGAGCCAAAUAUGUCACACACAAACACACACGCGCCCCCGACUACAUAAACGAACCUCGUCGCCCUUCCCUUUUUUUCUCAUUACCCAUCCAUGGGCAUGGCUCCUCGCGAUAAACCUGACGCCAACAACGCCGCCGGUAAUGGCGGCAAAGAGACUCGCUAUCGUGGUGUUCGUAAGCGUCCAUGGGGCCGUUACGCGGCGGAGAUUCGAGAUCCCGGUAAGAAAACACGUGUUUGGCUUGGUACUUUCGAUACUGCCGAGGAGGCGGCUCGCGCUUAUGAUUCCGCCGCUCGUCAGUUCCGUGGCGCUAAAGCCAAAACAAACUUUCCUUUCCCUACGGAUUUGUUGCUUCCGACAGCCGUCGUCAGCGGAGGCGGAAUGAAAUUCCUCACGAAGACUCCUACCGAGAGCAGCAUGGUUGAGGCGUCGUCGAACUCGAUGGCGCCGUCGCCGGGGCCUAUCUCUACGGCUCUGCUUCCGCCUGAAGCACUUGACCUUAGCCUCUCGCACUAUCCCCUUGGGUUCCCGAUGCCUCAUUCAAUGUUCCUGUAUCAUUCACAAAUGAAUCUUCAUAUCAACAACAAUAACAAUCACAACCGACUCAACGUUUUCAGAUCGGACAGAUCCGUCGUCCGGGAUCCUCAUCUCACCGUCGGUACCGGCGGCCUCGCCCAGCAGAGCGAUUCCGACUCUUCUCCGGUCGUGAAUUUUAAACAAGAGAAAUCUCUAACUCUCGAUCUCGAUCUCAAUUUCCCUCCACCGGAAGUUGCCUAAACAGAGGUUUUUGCUUUUGUGCAUUUCUUCUUCGGCUUUUUAGAUCGGAUUUAACCAUUUUAAAACAGAUAAAAAGUCAAUCUGUUAGGAUUAAAGCAGCCUGAUAAUGUUUUGAUGUGCUGAUAAUAUGCUAAAAACUUAAAAAUCCUUCAUCGAUCUGUAUGUAUAUAAAAAAAAAAAAAAAAAAAAAAAAAAAACAUUAAA